Truncatella angustata is the source of this 2910-nucleotide messenger RNA. RefSeq lists its product as uncharacterized. The record is from RefSeq and is a predicted model, not a curated record. The transcript has a single exon. The coding region runs from base 1 to 2910 and encodes 969 amino acids. Gene Ontology annotation, biological process: ubiquitin-dependent protein catabolic process; protein ubiquitination. Gene Ontology annotation, molecular function: ubiquitin protein ligase activity. Lineage: Eukaryota; Fungi; Ascomycota; Sordariomycetes; Amphisphaeriales; Sporocadaceae.
AUGGCAUCCCCAGGCGCUGCCGUCAUUCCCGCACCCACGGCUCUCGACAACUCAAGCAUGCUCCACAACCUUACUCAAUGGACUUUACAUCACUUGCGAUUGCCUGUCAACGUCUCGCGAUAUGCCGAAGACCUGCUCCUCGCCGGGCCUAGGAUGCUAACCAAGUUAGGCUCCAUCAUAUCUUAUGCGGACACCGUCGACGGGUUCGGCCAGCGAGUUAUUCCCGAUCCCACCGGGUCCGACCUGUUCCUUACCACCGCCAUAGUAGGAAGUACGACUUCCGACCUGGCCGCCGAAGCCUCCGUUGCUGCCGCCACGGUCGCAGAGAUAGUAGACCAGGACCCAGGCGCCAUGGCAUCUCGGCUGAGCUUGGAAGGGGCAAAGGGGCUGGGGAGCGUAUUCAGCUAUGCGACAAGCAAAUGGGCGCUUUGUUGCGUAGCCAUGGCCAUCAUACUCAACAGGACGCACAUCUUCGCCGCGAGCAGACGCCGACUUCGCUUGGCAUGGCACAUCCGCUUCCUCCUCCGCAUCCUCCCCAUUGUCUGCUUCCUCUACCAAGCUCGAGAAGUCUUACAGUCGAUGCAAUGCCAAACGUCACCCGACUUCGCCGAAAUGCGCUGGGGCAAUGCAAGCAAGUCAUCGGACUUGCUGUUCACAGAACCAGGAGGUUAUCUACAUACAAUCAGCUCAACCCUACUGCUGGGAGCUAGCGACUACGACUCUUGCCGGGCAGUUAACAUGGUCCCAGACGAGCAUCAGGUCUCUGCCAGUGAGCUUCGUGGCUCAUUGUCCCUUCUAUGGCCCUUGUUCGGAACCUUUUGCUUGAGUCACUUCUUGGAGACUGUGUCAUGCGCCGUACAAGGCCGUCCCGUGGCUGUGGAGACGGGCAUGACACUCUUUGAGCACUCUCUCGCUUUUGCGGAAGCCGAUGCUGCUGUGAGUAACCAGUUGGGCUGGGGACUGUUCGGCAGCGGCGGCAGCCCCAACGUCACUUUCACCCAGGGGUCCACGGGCGCCAGCAUAGCCGUGUCUCGGUCCAUGAUCAUGAAGAGAGUCAAUACGCCCCCAGAGAUUCUCCUCGUGGCAUUCCUAUCCGCUAUGAGCCAUGUGACCAGCCAUGUGCUUGGAGUCUUCAAUCUACAGCACAGAUUCCGUCUCGUCAACACAGGCUUUUGGGCCAUGUGUUUUAUGAGCAGCAUUGUGUUCGAAGCAUUCAAUUUCUCUUUAGAUGACCCAUCCAACAUGGGUCUCUUCAGGUUUCCGACAGUCUGUAUCAUUGGUUUUAUUCCACAUGUCAUGGUCUUCGUCGGCAUUUUCAUCUGUGCCCUGAUCUAUGGCAUUGCGCUUGUUCUUUCGGCACUCUCGCCGCCCCCAGUGCUAGAAAACGCCCAGCAGCUCAAGUUCAGGCAACGCCUACGCCUGGCACAUGAGAAUAUGCAAGCCAACAUAUCAUUGUCCGACAUCCGUGUCAGCCGUGAUAUGGACUUCUACACGGCUCUGCUAAGGAUAGGUUUCGGGGUUAUCACAAUGGCCAGUGAAGCUGUUUAUCUCAACGAGGACCGCAGUGUCAACAUCAAGCAGCUUACAUGGUUGGAGGAGGAGCGUUUCAAAGAACUGGAAAAGUUCCGAAUGCAGUGGACGGGAUCCAACUUGGGCGAUUCACGAUAUGAUCAGGCAGGCACAAUCGGUCUCAUUCCGGUCAAGGACAACCAGCUCUCCGCCUCAAGUGGCUACGCGAGGGAGCGUGCCGCGCAGAAAAUCCCGAAAACUAGAGCAGGAGACAAGAGAGUGAAGGAUGGCGUGGGAGCAAUCGAGCGGAGCUCGCGGUGGAUACUUGCGCUUGAUUUCAUCCUGAACAUCAAUCGUCUGAUAUUACGGUGGCUUUCUUUGGUCAUUUUACGGGGCCUUGCUGGGGUGGGAAUAAGAGCACGACCUCGCUUCCUACUCUGGGCGUCGCGCCGACCUAAGCCGAGUAAGAGGGACGAGCAAAAAGCAGAAACGACUGCGACAGCAAGCUCGAGCGGCCGAGACAAUCAGUCCAUGCUCUAUAACGAUGAGGGUGCCGACGUCGAGUCCGAAAUGAUGCUGCGUCUGAGGCAUACCCCCGAAACAGCCAACAUCUCUUGGGCAGAUAUCGACAAACGACUCUACCAAACAUGGAAGCACGGAGGACUCUGGGGGUCAGUAGACACAAGUGGCGAAUGGGAGCCAGAAUCAGACGCAGGAGAUUGGGACACCACCAGUUUGCUCGACAGUACAGCAGGAAGCGAGGUUGGCGCAAAUGAUCGCGAUACAUAUCCAUGGGAAGAUGAGGACGAUCUUUCUGACGGACAACGCACACCAACACAGCGAUCUCAUCUCACCUCCAGGGAACAUACGCCUCUCGAUGCGAGCAUAGCUAUGAGCGACCUGGCUCGUCUCCUUAAUCCCUCAACUGCAGAGGAACGUCAGGAGGCCCAAACGCUUGCUGCUCAUUUGACAAGCGACCGCAUCAUGACGCGAUCGGCGUAUGCACGCCAGCAGGCGGCGCAGCGGACGCGAAUCCUUACCACAGCUGUUCGUCCCGGCCGCGAGCGCAACCGGAGGAUGACGCCCGAAGAAGAGGCGGAAUCGCUCGAGCAGCUCAUCCUCUCCCGCCGCUCUGCACCUCCCGCGGGUCGUCCCACACAAAAUGAUCUAGACAACGGCACCGAGAACACGGGCUCUUGGGCUGGGUUGGGUGAUAAUAACGGAGAAAACGGACCGCAAUGCGUUGUCUGUCACAGCUCGCCCCGGACAGUCAUCGUGUGGCCUUGCCGCUGUUUGAGCCUCUGCGAUGAAUGCAGAGUCACGUUGGCCAUGAACAACUUUGACAAGUGUGUCUGCUGCCGCAGAGAGGUCAUCAGCUUCUCGAGGAUUUAUGUGCCUUGA